AUGCCGCCCGCCCGCCCUGCCCGCUCGGCGGUGAACUCGGGCAUGGCACUCAGCAGGGCAGAGACAUCCAUCCUGGGCCCUCCCAGGGGACGCCGGCAAACAGAUUGCCGGUGGAGCCUGUACGUGUGCGCAUCUUCCUGCGGAGUCAUCGCCGUCUCCAGGCGCCCGGCGCUCUCUGGGCACUCGCCGUGGUUUGCUGCCGUGGAAGCCUGUGUCUUGUACGGCUUGAAGCGGAGGGCGGCAGGAUUCCUGCGCAGCAACAAGAUAGCAGCGCUGUUUAUGAAGGUCGGAAAGAGCUUUCCUCUGGCAGAGGAGCUUUGCAAGAAGGUGCAAGACCUGGAGCAGCUUAUCGAGAACGCACGAAAUCAAGUCCAGGGCAUCCCGGAGAACGUGCGCAAGAUGCCGAAGCUGCCCAACCUGUCUCCCCAAGCCAUCAAGCACCUCUGGAUCCGCACAGCCCUCUUUGAAAAGGUCUUGGAUAAAAUCGUGCAUUACUUGGUAGAAAACAGCAGUAAGUACUAUGAGAAAGAAGCGCUCCUGAUGGAUCCUGUGGAUGGGCCAAUUCUUGCGUCUUUACUGGUGGGGCCCUGUGCACUAGAGUACACGAAGAUGAAGACUGCUGAUCACUUCUGGACAGACCCCUCCGCUGACGAGCUGGUUCAGAGGCACCGGAUCCACAGCUCGCACUGUCGCCAGGACUCGCCCACCAAGCGCCCGGCGCUCUGCAUUCAGAAGAGGCAUUCGAGUGGCAGUAUGGAUGACCGGCCAUCGCUGUCUGCCAGGGACUACGUGGAGUCGCUGCACCAGAAUUCCCGAGCCACGCUCCUCUACGGCAAGAACAAUGUCCUGGUGCAGCCACGAGAUGACAUGGAGGCCAUCCCGGGAUAUCUGUCCCUUCACCAGACUGCCGACAUCAUGGCGCUGAAGUGGACUCCCAACCAGCUGAUGAACGGCUCCGUGGGGGAUCUGGACUACGAGAAGAGCGUGUACUGGGACUACGCCAUGACUAUUCGCCUGGAGGAGAUCGUCUAUUUGCACUGUCACCAGCAAGUAGACAGCGGUGGAACGGUUGUGUUGGUGAGCCAGGAUGGGAUUCAGAGGCCCCCGCUGCGGUUCCCCAGGGGAGGGCACUUACUGCAGUUCCUGUCGUGCCUGGAGAACGGCCUCCUGCCCCAUGGCCAGCUGGAUCCACCCCUCUGGUCGCAGCGAGGAAAGGGGAAGGUGUUUCCCAGGCUGAGGAAGCGAAGUCCCCAGGGCUCCUCCGAGUCUGCAUCCGACAAGGAAGAGGAGGAAGCCACCGAUUAUGUUUUCAGGAUCAUCUACCCAGGGACACAGUCUGAAUUCGGUGAGUGCGUUGGCAGAGUGUUUCAG
Molecule: messenger RNA, 1371 nt
Organism: Phaethon lepturus (White-tailed tropicbird)
Lineage: Eukaryota; Metazoa; Chordata; Aves; Phaethontiformes; Phaethontidae
Product: small G protein signaling modulator 1-like
Exons: 11
Molecular function (GO): GTPase activator activity
Source: RefSeq, a predicted model, not a curated record